This is a messenger RNA of Adineta steineri, 2781 nucleotides long. The record is from the annotation of a GenBank genome assembly. Lineage: Eukaryota; Metazoa; Rotifera; Eurotatoria; Adinetida; Adinetidae.
AUGAUACAACUAUGUUUAGGUUUUCGUAAUCGUUGUGGUGCUUUAAUUAUGAAGAUCAAAAAGAAAAUCCGCGAAUUAGAUCUCUUUCCUACGAUUCCUCCAUCACAAGAUGAAAAGAUUCUUCGGCGAAAUCGACGAUUGACUCGAAUUUAUUUAACUUUGCUGUUCAUAUCCUUACUCACUAUUGCUAUUUAUACAUUGAUAACACAAGACACAAUCACCGUUAAUGUCAAAUCUCCCUCUCUAUUAAGAUAUUCAGAAUUAAUAACUCAAUAUCCUUUGACAUUUCAAUGUUUCUGUAGUAAUGUUACAGUAAAAUAUCACAAAUUUAUCACACAGAUAGAACUUCAAAAUCAUUCAAUUUGUUCGAGUGAUUUUCUCUCACCAGAUAGAUUUGAGACUAUAUGGAAUGGCGAACGUCAAAACGCAUGGGACUAUUAUGAUUAUAGUGAUGAUGAUGAUUUUCGUACUUGGAUAAAAGCACAGUUAGAAGCAGUAUCAAAGAUGUGUACGAUCUCUGGAAAAAUAUUAGAUUCAUCAUUAACUGUAUGGCUUCAAAAAGAUUUCGUUACAGCACGUGUCAUUUCUCAUAAUGAAUUUGAAACUCAAAUAAAAGAAUCAAUGGAAGAAUUGAAAAGAACAAUCGCUAAUGAAUUGGUGUUACUGGUCAAAUUAAUUCAAGUAACAAAUGUUGCAAAUCAACUAGCAACAAGACAAUCGUCCAAUUGGCAAUUUAUUGUUAGUCGAGGAUAUAGUUUAUCUUCAUACAGUGAACUAGACUUAUUAGAUCCGAAGAUUCAUCAGAAUGCCUUACACUCCUUAACCUUACCGAAAAUAUACAAUGAAGAUAAUUGUUCAUGUGCAUUGCAGUUGAAUUGUUCAAAAUAUUCCAGUUUUCGUUAUCGAGUAUUGAAUCGACCAGCUAGACAAACCCUUCCAAAUUUUCGCACCGGUUGUCUGCCUAUGAACUCCCUUCUACAAUCGAGUUUCUCCUGUUUUUUCAAUGAAACAUGUUUAUAUCUACUUCAAACAUCGAUUUAUUUUGCGAACUCUUUUCCAGUUACGAUACUAACUGCUCCCGCACAUUCCUCUUUAAAUCGAGCAAUUGAAACGAUUUUUAGUCAAAUUUUUGUUGAAAAAUGGUCUGAAAACGCGUCGUUUGAAGAUUAUUAUGACGAGUGUGCUCCUCGAUUUUGUCAAUACUCCUAUCCAUCAACAUUUAAUAAAUUUUAUUUUAUAACAAAGACAUUAGCGCUAUUUGGUGGUUUGUCAAAAGUAUUACAUUAUGCUUUAUCUUGGAUAACAGUAAUUGUAAUCAAAAUAUUGAAUUAUAAAAAGAAAACUAAAGUAAUACCACAAUCAAACGUUGUCGUAGUCGAUGUAAAUGAUGCAAAUCCACAAAUGAUUUCCAAUGAAUUAGUAACAACAGUCGAGAUCGAUGCCAGUCCAGUUCAAGAACAGAUCGUAAUAUCAAAAAAUCGAACAGAUCGGAUAAUUAUGAUCUGUUUAUGUCUAUUAGUUCUAAUUACAAUAGUUGUAACUUCAGUCAUUUUGAUUAAGAAAAGAAAUACGAAAUAUAUAUCACCGACUGUACCAAUUACAACUGUAGUAAGCAAUGCUCCAAUAAUGGAAUCAACAACAACAUCAAUACAAAGUUGUUAUAUGACUCUGAUAUAUCAAUCUGCAGCUUACGAAAUUGGCCACGAUGCAAAGUCAUUGAUCAUUCAUGAUUUUAAUCGAGAUUCAUUUUUAGAUUUAGCGGUGACAAAUCAUGGCAAUCACACAUUUAGUAUAUUAUUUGGAAACGGAAACGGAAAGUUCCAAGCACAACAAAUCUAUCCAACCGGCAAUCAAUCUUAUCCUUGGGGAAUAACAGCCGCUGAUUUCAAUAAUGAUUCAUUUCCAGACAUAGCCGUAACAUUAUCAAAAAAGAAGCAAAUAGCCAUCUUUUUUGGCAUCGCAUGGAAUGGUUCAUUCGCGACAGUGCCUCACACGCUUAAUUCAUCUAAUGGUUAUGCUCACAAUAGUAUUAUUCACGUAGUAGAAGCUAAUGAUUUAAAUGAUGAUGGAUUUAUUGAUUUGCUUAUUGGUAGCCGCCCAAUAAUAGAGUUGAGCGGUGGCGGUGAUUUAUUUGCUAGAUUAAACCGUGGUGAUGGGCGUCAGUAUGCAUAUACACGUGUACAAACGAACAUGGUGCACCAUGUCGAGUCAAUUGUCAUCGGUGAUUUUGAUAACGACGGAAAACACAAGGAUAUAAGUGUUUGUAGCGAUGACAUUGGAGUAAUUACGCUUACUGACAUAGCCUAUAAGAAAGAUGUAUCAGGCGCGUCUAACAUCUCUGGAAAUAUUAUACAUGGAAAGCCACAAACAAUCAUUAAAGGUCGAUUCAAUGAUGAUGAACUAGAUGAUAUGGCACUUGUUGCUCCUGAAUCCAACACAUUACAUAUUUUACUUGCUGAUGGAGAUAGAAAUUUCUCACAACAAAUCUAUCACACAGAUAAUUAUCCAGUAUCAGUUGUUCGAAUCAAUUUCAAUAACGAUUCGAUCGAUGAUUUGGCUAUAUUGACUUGUAAUCAGACUAUAACCAUAUAUCUCGGAACAAAACUUGGGAUAUUUUUUGAUCACAACAAAAUCUCUUUUAGUAUUAGUGAAAGCAGCGGGAAGCAAUGCUUUCGAUCGCUGAAAGUAGCCGAUCUAAACCACGAUGGUAAAGAUGAUCUCGUUUUUAUUAGUCCUGAUACAGAACGUAUCAGAGUUUUAUUAAGUGCAAGUUGCGAUUAA